GCCAAUAUUAAAGAUUUGGAGGUGAUUAUUCUAAGACUCACUUCUGACCUUAAACACCGACCACAUCGGAAACGAAGCGGCAUCUCUUGAUUAGUGCGGACCGUCCACACCGACCACCUCGGUUAAAGCUUCCUUCGACAGCCGAUAAUUGUAACCUAUGUUACCUCAAAUUUAAGCGUGGGUUUCCUUUGGUUUUCAGUACUUUCGCCUAUAAAUAUCACUUCAUCUUUGUCAACGUAAAACAACAAAGUUUGAGUGUUAACAUUCAGCGACUGAAGUGUUCAUUCCAAGCUCGUAUAUUACUGGUUUCAUUCUACGUACUAACUGAAUCCGACGAUAUGGAAGGUCAUCAAGGUGAGGGAGAUCACAACAAGGCAGCGAUGGAGACAACGGAUCGUGGUAUGUUCGAUUUCAUGAAAAAGAAAGAUGAGGAGCAAGACAAUGAGAAGAAGGAAGAGAAGCCAACUCUCAUGGGAAAACUCCAUCGUUCAAAUAGCAGCUCUAGCUCAUCUAGUGAUGAAGAAGAGAUAGGAGAAGAUGGUGAGAAAAAGAAGAAGAAGAAGAAGAAAGGAUUGAAGGAAAAAAUCAAAGAAAAGAUUGGUGGUGACAAAGAAGCAGCAGAGCAUAAAGAUGCAUCGAUCCCACCCGAGAAUGCAGAGGAAAAGAAAGGGAUUUUAGAUAAGAUAAAAGAAAAACUCCCUGGUCAGCAUAAGAAAGCCGAAGAAGAUGGUGGCUAUGAUGGGCAUCCUACCGAAGGUGAGCCAAAGGAGAAAGGAUUCUUGGAGAAGAUCAAGGAAAAGAUUCCAGGGUGCCAUGGAAACAAACCUGAAGAAGAUCAUAAGGCUACCAAAAAUUGAAGACUUAGACAAAUAAGCUGUAUCAUGGAUAUAUGCAAUCGUGCUUGCAAGUUUGAAUGUGUUUAUGAGCUACCUGCAAUUGUUUCUUUUGCUUUGGGAGUGUUUAUUUUGCUGCAUUAUCAGUCAUUUGAUGUUUCCUUAAGUUCUAGCGUUUACUGCUGUCAUUGUACUUCUCUUGGAAGACGACACAUGUAAUGUUUUUCUUGCAUGAAUUGAAUAAAAUACGGAUUAGGGAGUCGACCAAUUAUCAGAA
This is a messenger RNA of Gossypium raimondii (Peruvian cotton), 1110 nucleotides long. RefSeq names its product phosphoprotein ECPP44. Gene Ontology annotation, biological process: response to water. The record is from RefSeq and is a predicted model, not a curated record. Gene Ontology annotation, cellular component: membrane. NCBI's taxonomy places the organism in Eukaryota, Viridiplantae, Streptophyta, Magnoliopsida, Malvales, Malvaceae. The transcript has 2 exons. The coding region runs from base 339 to 857 and encodes 172 amino acids.